AUGGAUGACUCGGAGAACAACGCGCCCUCGACGCCGGGGUCCCCCGGGUUCAGCACCGACCGUUUGCCGCCCAACACCACCAGCCGCGGCGCCACCGACCCGUCCUCCUACUCCGACGACGAUGGCGAGGCGGAGGUCGACCCUCACGUGCUCCCCGAUGACGACGACCCCGCCGCCGCAGUGGCCCCCGACGAGGACGAGGAGGGGGAGGACCUCUUCAACGACAACUACCUCGAUGAUUACCGAAGGAUGGAUGAGCAUGAUCAGUAUGAGUCAGUUGGUUUAGACGAUUCACUCGAUGAUGAGAGGAAUCUUGAUGAAAUCAUGGCUGAUCGAAGGGCUGCGGAAGCGGAGCUUGAUGCAAGGGAUGUGAGGACUGGUGCAGCAGUUGAAAGGAAGUUGCCACGGAUGCUCCACGAUCAGGAUACAGAUGAGGAUAUGAAUUUCAGGCGUCCUAAAAGGCACAGGGCUAGUUUUAGACCACCAAGUGGACCAAGAACACCAAGAAGUGAUGAUGAUGGUGAUGGUGCCACUCCAAGUUCACCUGGAAGAUCUCAGCGUGGAAUGUACUCCGGUGGUGAUGUGCCUAUGACUGAUCAGACUGAUGAUGACCCAUAUGAGGAUGAAUUUGAUGAAGAAGAUGAGAUGAACAUGUACCGUGUCCAAGGUACAUUGAGAGAGUGGGUCACAAGAGAUGAAGUCCGUCGCUUUAUUGCAAAGAAAUUCAAGGAGUUCCUUCUUACAUAUGUUAACCCAAAGAACGAUCAAGGAGAGAUUGAGUAUGUUCGGCUUAUUAAUGAGAUGGUUUUAGCUAACAAGUGUAGCCUGGAAAUAGACUACAAACAGUUUAUUUAUAUACAUCCAAACAUUGCCAUCUGGUUGGCGGAUGCACCUCAAUCAGUGCUUGAAGUUAUGGAGGAAGUUGCCAAAAAUGUUGUUUUUGAUCUCCACAAGAAUUAUAGGAACAUCCACCAAAAGAUCUAUGUCCGAAUAACGAACCUUCCUGUCUAUGAUCAAAUACGCAAUAUCAGGCAAAUCCAUCUGAACACAAUGAUUGAAUUGGUGGUGUUGUUGUUUUCGACGAUCUGGUGUAUUCCCUCAGUUGCAGCAGGUGAAACUAUAUAUAGGAACUACCAGAAACUCACUCUUCAGGAAAGCCCAGGAAUUGUUCCUGCUGGGCGGCUUCCCAGAUACAAGGAAGUAAUACUUCUGAAUGAUCUGAUUGACUGUGCUCGUCCAGGAGAGGAGAUUGAGGUCACUGGGAUAUACACAAAUAAUUUUGACUUGUCUUUGAAUACAAAGAAUGGUUUCCCUGUUUUCGCCACAGUGGUUGAGGCAAACUAUGUGGCAAAAAAGCAGGAUCUGUUUUCUGCAUACAAAUUAACUGACGAGGAUAAGGCAGAGAUUGAGAAGCUGUCGAAGGAUCCAAGGAUUGGAGAAAGGAUUGUCAAGUCAAUUGCACCAUCCAUUUACGGCCAUGAAGAUAUCAAGACUGCCAUUGCACUCGCUAUGUUUGGUGGACAAGAGAAGAAUGUGAAGGGAAAACAUCGCCUAAGAGGCGAUAUCAAUGUCCUCCUCCUGGGUGAUCCAGGCACUGCAAAAUCACAGUUUCUCAAGUAUGUGGAGAAAACAGGACACAGAGCAGUAUAUACAACUGGAAAAGGAGCCUCUGCUGUUGGUCUUACUGCUGCGGUUCACAAGGAUCCAGUAACACGAGAAUGGACACUUGAGGGAGGUGCACUAGUUCUUGCUGAUAGGGGCAUUUGCCUCAUUGACGAGUUUGACAAGAUGAAUGAUCAAGAUAGGGUAAGUAUUCAUGAAGCUAUGGAGCAACAAAGUAUCAGUAUAUCAAAAGCAGGAAUCGUCACAUCUCUUCAAGCUAGAUGCAGUGUUAUUGCUGCAGCAAACCCAGUAGGUGGAAGGUAUGAUUCAUCAAAGACAUUCACUCAGAAUGUUGAAUUGACAGAUCCCAUUAUUUCACGUUUUGACGUCCUCUGCGUGGUUAAGGAUAUUGUUGAUCCAUUUACAGAUGAAAUGCUUGCAAGGUUUGUUGUAGACAGUCACGCCAGAUCCCAACCCAAGGGGGCUAACCUUGAAGACAGGGUUUCAACCGAUGUGGAUGAUGAUCCACUGGCCGCUGCAAGACAAGCUGACCCAGAUGUCCUUUCCCAAGACAUGCUGAAGAAAUACAUAACUUAUGCUAAGCUGAAUGUAUUUCCCAAAAUACAUGAUGCCGAUCUAGAUAAGAUUAGCCAUGUUUAUGCUGAACUCCGUCGUGAAUCAUCUCAUGGCCAAGGGGUUCCUAUUGCAGUAAGGCAUAUAGAAUCAAUCAUCCGAAUGUCGGAGGCACAUGCAAGGAUGCAUCUGAGGAGCUACGUGUCUCAGGAAGAUGUUGACAUGGCCAUCCGUGUCUUGCUUGACUCUUUUAUUUCAACUCAGAAAUUCGGUGUGCAGAAAGCACUUCAAAAGAAUUUCCGGAAAUACAUGACAUUCAAGAAGGAUUACAACGAGCUGCUUCUGCUCCUUCUGCGGACACUGGUCAAGGAUGCCCUGCACUUUGAAGAGAUCAUGUCAGGAUCAACCUCGCACCUUACUCAUGUGGAGGUCAAAGUGGAGGACCUGAGAAACAAGGCCCAAGAAUACGAGAUCUACGAUCUGAAACCGUUCUUCUCCAGCGCACACUUCAGGGACAACAGCUUCGUUCUGGAUGAAGGGCGUGGGAUCAUCAGGCAUCCACUGGCGGAGUAA
Molecule: messenger RNA, 2748 nt
Organism: Miscanthus lutarioriparius
Lineage: Eukaryota; Viridiplantae; Streptophyta; Magnoliopsida; Poales; Poaceae
Source: the annotation of a GenBank genome assembly